GACUGGCAGCACUGUUGUACACAACAGUUAACAACACAUUUGAACCAACAGCGGGUGUGCUGCCGCGUCUAACUUCGAAAAUAAAUUCGCAUCGUUCUUCUUAAAAUAUAAAACAACAAAAAUAAAUAAACAAAAAUAAUAAAAAUUGUAAAAUUAAUUUGACCUUUGCGCCUUGAAAAACAAAAAAGAAGCGUAAACGCGCGUGUGUUGGUUUGUUAGUGCGGGUGUAUGUGUCUGUAUAAGGAUUUACGGGACCUGCAUUUAGACCUGUGUGUGGGUGUAAGCACAUGUGUGUGUUGGUGCUGUUAACAAGUAUUGAAGGAUUUCAAAAGAUGUAGAACAGCGUCGUUCCGAGGAAGACGCGCAGCAGCAGCAGCAGCGGGUAACUGGACGCCUCAGUCUCCUGGCCAGGAUGUCGUUCAAGCUGUUUCGACGCGGAUCUGCGCGGUGCAUUGGCCUGCUGUCGGCCUUCGUGACGAUCCUGCUCUGCCUCUACUACAUCUCCAUUGGCCAGCCCAAUCCGACGCCCCUCUCCGAUAGUGGGUCCCCCACGGCGGCGGGGCUGCAGCGCGGAGUAGGACCAUUUGGAGGAGGAGCCAUCACUGGCAUCACUGGAUUCAGUGUGCAGCAGCAACAGCAGCAGCAGCAGAAGAAGAUUCAUGCAGCGGGCAUCGUGUCGAACCAGAAGAGAUCCUCCGAGCAGAAGGCGGAGGAGGUGCCAGUCGAGCAGGAGCCUGUGGGGGCUGACUCGCACGUGGAGUAUGCCAGGGCCAACUGGGGCGACAAGUGCUACGUCCUGCUCCAGAGCGACACGAACAUAACGGCCAACGAGGAGCACAGCAGAUUCGACUUUCAGCCUGAGUGGAUGCGAUCGAAGGAGUACUGGGACCGGGGCUUCGAGGAGCGCUUCGACGUGCAGAAGAAGGAUAAGCAACGUCCCCCGCUGAAGAUCAUCGUGGUGCCGCACUCGCACAACGAUCCCGGCUGGCUGAAGACCUUCACCAACUACUUCCAGUCGGACUCGCGCCAGAUCCUCAAUCUGCUGGUGACCAAGAUGCAGGAAUACAAGGACAUGACGUUCAUCUGGUCCGAGAUCUCAUUCCUGCAGCUGUGGUGGGACCAGGCGCAUCCCACCAAGCAGCGGGCCCUGCGGCGGCUCGUCGACUCCGGCCGCAUCGAGAUCACGACCGGCGGCUGGGUGAUGACCGACGAGGCGAAUGUCCACAUCUAUCCGAUGCUCGACCAGCUGAUCGAGGGCCACCAGUGGCUGAAGAACAACCUGAACGUGACCCCCAAGGUGGGCUGGUCCAUCGAUCCCUUUGGCCACGGCAGCACCGUCCCCUACCUGCUGUCCGGGGCGAACUUCGAGGGGGCCAUCAUCCAGAGGAUCCACUACGCGUGGAAGCAGUGGUUCGCCCGCCAGCAGUCGGGCGACUUCGUGUGGACGCCCUACUGGCGGACAAGGGGGGCAGUGGGAGCUGUCGGAACCGAUGGAGCGGCAGGCAGCCUGCUCACACACAACAUGCCGUUCGACAUCUACUCGAUCAAGGGCUCCUGCGGGCCACAUCCGUUCAUCUGCCUGAACUUUGACUUCCGCAAGAUCCCCGGCGAGUACACCGAGUACUCGGUGAAGGCGCAGUUCAUCACCGACGACAACGUGGAGGAGAAGGCCCAGCUGCUGCUGGAGCAGUACGCCCGCACCGCCUCGCUCUUCCCGCACAACGUGGCCCUCAUCCCCGUGGGCGACGACUUCCGCUACAACAAGGAGCGCGAGGUGGACCAGCAGUACCAGAACUACAAGAAGCUCAUCGACCACAUCAUGGCCAACAGGCGGCUCUACAACACGGACAUCAGGUUCGGGACGCCCAGCGACUACUUUGCGGCCAUCAGGGAGCGGAUGAGGGGCAAGAGCCCCGGCUUUCCCAGCUUCAAGGGGGACUUCUUCGUGUACUCGGACAUCUUCUCGGAGGGAAGGCCCGCCUACUGGUCGGGCUACUUCACCACGCGGCCCUUCUACAAGCUGCUCAGCUCCGAGCUGGAGCACAACCUGCGCGCCGCCGAGAUCCUCUUCACGCUGGCGUACAACACAGCCCGCCAGGCGCGGCGGGAGAGCGCCAUCAAGAUCGACGAGAAGAACUACGAGAAGAUAAUCCACGCGCGACGCAAUCUGGGUCUGUUCCAGCACCACGACGCCAUCACGGGCACCUCCAAGGCGGCGGUGAUGCGGGACUACGCCAUGCGGCUGUUCGAGAGCAUCCAGAACAUGGUCAAGAUGCAGGAGUCGUCCAUUGAGCAGCUGCUGCAGAAGGGCCAGCCCCGCCACCACGGCUUCAUCAUCAGCGAAUUCGAGCGGGACAACUUCAACAAGCUGCCCCGCAAGAUGCCCAUCCAGAUGGUCAGUGGGGACGACUCCACGAGCACCGGAGGCGGAAGCUCAGGGGCAGGGGCCCCUUCUGCCGGAGGAUCCAUUGGCAGCUUCGUUUUGUACAACUCCCUGGCCCAGAAGCGCGUCGAGAUCGUCACCCUGCGGGUCCAGCAUCCGAAUGUGAAGAUCCUCAACCACGAGGGCGUCGAACUGAAGCACAUCCAGAUCAAUCCCGUGUGGAACAUCACGGAAAUCUACGACAUGGUGCUCGGAACGACCACCACGGGCACCAUCGGACGCAUUCGCACGAGCACGCGGCAGUACGAGGUGAUGUUCGUGGCCGAGCUGGAGGCCCUGUCCCUCAGCACGUACCGCGUCCAGGUGGAUGAGGCCAGCUACAGGCGGAACAUUGCCACCAUCUACUGCGAUGACUGCCACGAGGGGUCUGCUUCGGCGAGUGCCACGACGCCCGAAGGAACCACUGGCGCCACAACGAACGAUUUUGAGGUGCGAGCCAAGCCAGCGGGCGACAUCCAGCUGGAGAAUCCCCACAUGCGUCUGCUGUUCGACGAGAAGAGCGGCUUCCUGAAGACCGUCACGCGGAAGAACCAGCGGAAGGAGCUGAUGAAGCCGAUGCAGUGCAACAUCAAGUUUGCCGCCUACCGCAGCGCCCAGUUCCACUCGGGGGCUUACCUCUUCAAGACGGAUCCCGAGCAGAGCGAGGCCGAGAAGGAUGUGCUGGAGGGCUACACCGAUGUGCGGAUCAUCAUCACCUCCGGACCGAUUGCCAGCGAUGUGACUGUGAUAUAUGGCCCCUUCCUGGCCCACACCGUGCGCAUCUUCAACACGCGCACGCACCUGGAUGCCGCCAUCUACGUGGAGAACGACAUCGACUUCGAGCCGCCGCCCAAGAACCGCGAAACGGAGCUCUUCAUGCGCCUGAUCACGAACAUAGACAACAUUGCGGGGGCGCCGCUGCAGAAGGAUCCCCUCAAGGAGCCCACGGACACGGGCACCAUCCCAGAGCUGCCUGUCUUCUACAGCGAUCAGAAUGGUUUCCAGUACCACGAACGCAUUAAGGUGCCGGCCAUUGGCAUCGAGGGCAACUACUUCCCCAUCACCUCGGGCGCCUUCAUCCAGGACACACGUCUGCGCCUCACUCUGCUCACCACCCACGCCCAGGGAGCGGCCAGCUACGAGCCUGGGCAGCUGGAGGUGAUGCUCGAUCGGCGAACCCUCUACGACGACUACAGGGGCAUGGGCGAGGGCGUGGUCGACAGCCACCUGACGCGCCACAAAUUCUGGCUGCUGGUGGAGGACAUGCCGCGGGGACAGCACGCGGCCAAGCCGCCCGGCUACCAGGUGCCCAGCAUGCAGGGACAGAUGCUGGCCAAUGCGCUGCGAUACCCGCCGAAUCUGUACUUCCUGAGCAGCGUGGAGCAGCCGCUGUCGGGGCUGCAGGACCAGGUCCGGCUCCUGCCCAAGGGGGCACUGCCCUGCGACGUGCACCUGACCACUCUGCGCACACUCUCCGACCCGGAGCUGCAGCUGUUUCCGUCCGCCUCCGCUCUGAUGGUCCUCCAUCGGCAGGGCUUCGACUGCAGCGUGAGUGCCGUGGGGGGCAGGGAGCUGGGCCUGGACGCCGUCUGUCCGCUGUCGAACGGAGGACUCGGUCCCGUCCAGCUGGGCAAACUGAGUCUGCGCACCAUCGAGGCCACCAGCCUGACGGGGCUGGAGCAGGCGAAGGAGAAGGCAAAGGAGAACUUCCGCAUCCGCUCUCUGGCGGAAGUGAGCCUGCAGCCGAUGGAGAUGCGCACCUUCAACCUCACCUUCAGCGAUAGAUCGUGAAGCAGUGGCAUCUAUUAAUUGUGUAUUUUAUUUAUUGAGUCUAUUGUAUUGUGUUGUGGCCCUGAAACCUAGCUAUAAGCGUAAAAUACGACGAAAGUUCUCAGCUUUAUUUAGUUCUCGUCUGCAGUUCUCUCUCCAGCAGUUUUUGAAAGUACAAAGCACACAUAAACUAUAUUGAUCCAACUCUUGACUGCCCAUAGCAAUGCAUUCCGGUUUAGCCAAUUCCCCACCCGUUCGCUCGUCCCGCUCCAUAGAUUCCAGGCGCACGCUUUGAAGGGCAAUAACCUUUGACUAAACACAGCCCACGCUAGCCUAAGGACUAGCUUGAUUAUAGCCGACAAAUAUUUAGAUGCAAAUAUACCUCUAUUAUAGCCAGCAAUUUAGAUAAAUUACGUAUUCGUGUUCGUGUUCGUUUUCGUUUUCGUUUGCCUUCGCAUCCAUUUGUUUAGACUGAUUACUGACUAAAACCAAAGCGAAUGCAAAUAUAUUACGACUCUUAACUACUAUCCUCAAUCGCAUGCACUCUAACCUUUAACCCUCUAACCCUUUAGCUCCUUAAACCCUAACCUUACGACUAUGCAAACUGAAUUGUAACCCCCUAGGUAUAAGUUUUAAAUGAGAAA
Messenger RNA from Drosophila pseudoobscura, 4836 nucleotides. It is a transcript of the gene alpha-Man-IIb, whose product is annotated as alpha-Mannosidase class II b. Gene Ontology annotation, molecular function: alpha-mannosidase activity; carbohydrate binding. Gene Ontology annotation, cellular component: Golgi membrane. Bases 413 to 4213 code for a protein of 1266 amino acids. The record is from RefSeq and is a predicted model, not a curated record. Gene Ontology annotation, biological process: protein deglycosylation; mannose metabolic process; N-glycan processing. NCBI's taxonomy places the organism in Eukaryota, Metazoa, Arthropoda, Insecta, Diptera, Drosophilidae. The transcript has 5 exons.